AUGUGUUCGCACCUCCCACUUCCGCAAACCUCUCCAAGCAACGCUAUCGUGUGGGCUGAGUUGUUGCCGCAGCCUUUCUUCGCGCGCAGGGACCUACCAGCAAAAGGUGGCUGGAUAUGGUCGAAACCGGAACUCAUCGAUGAUGACACCAAGGUGGCCAAGCGAGUUGCAUGGCUGAACAAGUAUGGAUGUCUGACCAAGCCCAUCGACUGGGCAGAGGUGGCCGACCUGCUUGACAGCCUCAAGGUGGCCCACGCCAUGGUCCUCCUCAGAGAGCUGGAGAUGAAGGGCAACAAGGUAGCAGACCCAACUGGUUUCAUCAAGAAGGCGGUGGAACAGGCCGGUGGAGAUGAGGUCGACUUGGCGGGCACGGACUCUGGACAGUCAGCAGUGGCGGAGAGAAUCGAAGAGUUGAACAGUGGAGGUACGUUGUCGGCUCAGAUUGAUGCCACCUCCGUUGUGGACGGACUUGAAAGACUUCCAGAAGAAGACGCUUUGGGACUGCUGCAAGAGGUUGCAGACAAAGGUCCAUCAGUCAAAAAUCCGACUGCAUACAUUCGCUUCAAGCUCAAGGCACGCCUGGCAGUACUUGGGGUGUCCCUCGACGACGUCAGCGAGCACAGUAAGAUCUUGAAGCGCGUGGAGUGGCUGAACGACUACGGGGGCCUCCUUGAGGACAUCGAGUACAACAAGGUAGCCUCUGCCCUGGAGAGUGUUGGAUCGGAUGCCGCUAUGACGAUACUCAAGCAGCUGGAGGAUCAGAGUGCAGGCAUCGAUAACCCGACCGACUUCAUCCUACGUUCAACUCGGCAGACGAACUCCCGUGCAGGAAGCGGCAACAGCAAACCGACGAAAGCUACCCCCAGAGAUGCUCCGGUGGCCGAGGCGGCGAGCGCACGAGAGAGCACCGAGCCGGUCACACCACUCCAGGCACUCAACGACUUCAUGAACUUCCUGAACAAAGGUCCAGGCAAACGACAGAACGUCAAGCUUGCCGAGGUGGCUGGUGCUUUGGAAGCCUUGGGAACGAAGAGAGCAUGUCUUGAUGAUCCCGUGAGCUACAUCAAGGCCGCGGCGCAGCGACACGGCUUUACAGCAGUCAAAGCGGAAACUGCUGAGCCUGAGACUGCAGAAGACGUGGACGACGUCUCUAGACUCACAUCUCGCUGCAAGUGGCUGAACCAGUUUGCUGGCCUAGCACAACCCAUCAGCAUCGAUGAAGUGAUUGGUGCUCUCUAUUGCCUCGGCGUGCCUCAGUCGAUGUCCAUUCUCAGAGGACUUCAGGAGCGUGGUGCCAGCGUCCCGGACCCCACAAGAUACAUCAAGCAGGCUGUGCAGCGUGCCAAUACGGCCGUCUCCGCGGAGGCUGAGGCUGAAGUAAUUCUGGAUCCUGAGGAUAGUAGCCUCCACGCACCGUGGGUAGAGGAGGAGAUUGGGUGCGAUGGGGGAUUCAUCUCGACGCAUCUGUUGGAGGAGGAGGAGAUCUUCGAUUGGCCAGAUGAGUCAGAGCAGGCAAAUUGGUGGGACGACGAGGACCUCACAGCGGAUUUCGCGGCAGCAGUUGGCGACGAGAACGACGAGGCCUGGCUCGACUGGUCAGCCGCCGCUGCGCCUGCGCCAAAGAAGCCGCGCACUGACGCAUCCGAAGCCGCAGCAGCUGCGGGGCGGCGAGCGGCAGCGCGCCUUGCGGAGAAGAGGGAUGGGCCUCGCAGGGUUGUCGGCUCCGUGACCGGUUACUCACAGCUAGUGCCAUCCCGUGCGACUCUGAAGCGCAGCUACGAAGGUCUGGUCAAGCAGGAGAUCCGAGAGAAGCAGGAGCCCGAAGAGGAAGAUGCGGUCCCGUCGCGAGACCAGCUCGCCGGUGUGGCGGCAGUGAGCAAAGCCACCUUGCUGCCCAUGUCGCCUCAGGCAGUAGACGAAUUCGGCAGUUUCAUGAUAUUGUGUCUCCUUGCUAGUGACGCUAGUACACUGAUGGAGGUGAAGGUGCAGAUGCUACGAGAAGAUGAUGCAGGCUGCCGGGCCUUCUUCCUUUAUGCAGCAUCGAAGCAUGCCCUGUACUUAGACGAGCAGUGCUCUGACCUUACGACACGCAUUAAGGCGCUUUCGCGCUUGCCGUUCUACCGAGCCAAAGAUCUCAUCGAGGAGGACGGCAGCGGCAAGGCGUCUCAAACCCUUCCCGGCGUGGAGCAGGCCUGGGCCCGGCGAUGCCAUGCUUCUGAGAGCCUUGUGCAUUGGCGACUGCCGACAGCUGUCGCAGAAGAGACGGUGUAUCGAUGCCAGGGCAUCGCCAUGGAGAUGGCA
Molecule: messenger RNA, 2301 nt
Organism: Symbiodinium sp. CCMP2456
Lineage: Eukaryota; Dinophyceae; Suessiales; Symbiodiniaceae
Source: the annotation of a GenBank genome assembly